Plasmodium gonderi is the source of this 3495-nucleotide messenger RNA. RefSeq lists its product as hypothetical. NCBI's taxonomy places the organism in Eukaryota, Apicomplexa, Aconoidasida, Haemosporida, Plasmodiidae. The transcript has 3 exons. Bases 1 to 3495 code for a protein of 1164 amino acids. The record is from RefSeq and is a predicted model, not a curated record.
AUGCUACGAAACACGGGGAAGUUCCCCAAUAACACAUUUGAAGAAGAUAAGGUAAAGGAGAAAACCAUCAUUUACAACAGACGAAUAGAUAAAGAAAUAAAAAAUUUGAAAGAAUCAAAGCUUAUACAUGACAAGAAUGUGUACAUAACAAUUAAUCAAGUUAAUCAAGCUAAUCAAGCCGAUGUGGUGGAAGAAAAUAAUAACCAUAUCUUGCUUGAACACAAUUCGGUGGGCACAAAAUGGAAUAAGUAUUUGUGCUUACUAGAAAGCUUUAAUGAAAAAUAUUUUCAAAGCGAUACCUUUUUUUUGAGAAAUUUUGUGAAUAAUGUAAAAAACUUAAAGAAAAAAAUAAAUACAAGAUCAUACAUGACAAAUGAUGAUGUGAUUAGUCCUACCGUUUUGGAAGAGUUGAACAAGUAUAACAGAUAUGCGAAUGUUGUAUGCCCAUUUUUUGACAUUUAUGAAAUACUAAAUUUUGGAAGCAUCUUUGAUAACUUUUCAGACUUUUUAAAUGAAAUUUGUUAUUUUUUAGAAAAUUUUGAAAUUUUUAAAAAUGGGUUCAUGAAAGAGCAACGUGUCUUUGGCAAUUUAAGUGAGAACAAUGAAACAGAGAAUGACCCAUUUGAUAGCCAUGAAAAUAGUAAAUUUUCCUUUUUUACAAAUACAUUUUUCGAAAUUAUAUACAAAGAUUUUACAAUUCAUUUGAGAAACAUUCAAAGAGAGGUGAUAAAUAAAGUUCUAUAUUCUAAUGAUUAUGAAGAGGAAUCUUUUUAUGAGACUUUUUCACUAUUCUUUCACAGAUAUUAUAGUAUAAAUGAAAGUGUUGUGUUUUCUUUUUUCAUUUUCGAUGAUUACCCUUUUAGUAAACCUUACGUUAAUAUAGACCACGUGCCCUUUUGUUUGUUGAGAAAAAAAAAUCAAAGGAAGUUAAAAGGAGAUAAAUACAAUAAGAGAAAUGUAAUAUCUAUUUUAUUACAUGAAGAAAAGGGAUGGGUUCCUAAAAUUACAAUAGUAAAUUUAUUUGAAGGAUCUCAAAAUUUUGUUCACAAACUUUUUUUUUAUUAUCAAUAUAAAAUAUAUCUUUUUUAUUAUUACCUGAACAAGCAUAAAAUAUUUGAACGUUUUUUUGAAAAUAAUUGCAAAGUAAACUUUGAAACUUAUCCACUCGUUUAUGCAUAUGUAGCAACAGUAGACAAAAAAUUAGCUACACAAAAAGUGAAAAGAAAGAAAAAUUAUUCUAAUUUGUUAUACAGCAUUAAUAAUUGUGAAUUCAUAAAUCAAAAUAUUCUUUUGUAUAAAUUUUUUUAUACAUACAAAAAGUUAAAAAGGAAGAAUUAUUACCCUGGAAAUGUUGAGAAAAUUACUUCUUCCAUACAACAAAUCAUUCAAAUAAAAAAAAAAAAAUAUGAGUAUUACAUAUAUUUAUUUUUCCUUCUUUUCAUUUUUUUCCUUCCACAAUUUAUUAAAAAUGUGUAUAUAUACCAUUCCGAGGAAAUUCAAAAUUAUCUCACAUACGUAGGGAAGAAUGGAUUUGCACAAUUUGGGAAUUUGAAAGAUGAUGAUGCACGGACUGUCAGAACUCAUCCGUUGUUCUAUGUUUAUGUGGAACGACUAAGUAGGUUCAACUUUGCACAAAUGAGUAAAGGUAGAAAUGCAUUCGAUACUGCAUCCAUUCCAGACGAGGAGCCAAAUUUCCAUGGUGAUAAAGAGAAGAGGGUAAACAAAAAACUGGGAAAAGAAGAAAAAGGCCAACUGGGUAAGGAUGCAGUGGAAAACAGAAUUAAAAGUAGCAAGGAUAUGAUGAAAGAAAUGGAGUCAUCAGCUCCCUCAACCACAAGCGAUGCUCUAAGCAGAAAGGGGGAAUGGUCAAAUUCUGAGAAGACAAAGAAUGACAAGAUUGAUAAUAAUUUAAUAAUCACACAGAAAAAAAAGAGUGCAGAAAGAGGGAUAGAAAAGAAUGCACGAAUAAAUAUCCUAACAAUUGUAUUGCUAGCUAUAACCGAAUUUCUCGUUUUCACAUUGGGGGUGAUAUAUAAUUUGCACUUAUUAAAGAAACGAAUGAAUCACAACAAUUUUGUGGUAAAUAUUUGUUCGUCCAUGUUAAUAUUAUAUAACCCAUUGUUUUACUCAAAUAAUACAAACUAUGUAACGGUAUUUUCUCUCGGUUUGUUAUUCUGGACUCUCAAUUUUAUUUUGCUGAAAAGAAUGUACAUAUCACUUGUGGUUUAUUUUAUAGCUACAUAUUUUGAUACACGUAAUUUGAGUUUUUUUUUCCCCAUUCUUUUUAUUUAUACAUAUACCAAUAGCAGAUAUGUAAUAAGAAAAGGAAAUAAAGUGAAGAGUAUAUUUAAAAACUGGUACGACGUAGUCAAACAUGUGCUCCUAUACACUUUGACAUUUUUUAUGAUAUCUUUAUUUUUUUUUUAUACUUUUUCGGAAGAACAAAUACCAUGGAUAACUAUCAUAAAAAGAUGUCUCCAUUUUAUAAGCGAACAUUUUGAAGCCUUAGGACAGUCAUUUAUAAAAAAUAAUAAUGGUUCAUUUUAUUCGUCUUCGGAUACCAAAACAAUGACAGGUGGAAAUGAGAGUAGAAAUAUGGGAGGAUCAUACAGUAAUAUUGUAGAGAAUAUUUCCUAUAGAUACAUAUUUUUCCCUUGUUAUAUCCCACAUAUUUUAAUCAUACUCUUUAACUAUCUCAUUGUUGUAAAUACAAUAGCUAAAUUGUACUGCUCUUUGAUGUUUUCAUCCAUUGUAUUUUUUUUUAUGUCUUGGGGUAAUCAUUAUUGCUGUAAUUAUUUCCUCACUGUUUUGUUAAUUUUACUAUUUCUUUUUAUCAAUGUUGUUAGGAGUUCUAGCAUACUAUUAAAUAUUAUUUUUACUUCUUAUAUAAUUAUAACCAGUGAUAGUUUUAAUAUAUACCUUUUUUCCUUAACCAUAUUUUAUUUUUUGUUUCACUUUUAUCUGAUGUUUCCAUCUCAUAAUUUCCUUCUCAAUAUUAAUUAUCAUGCGUAUAUUUGUUUCAAAUUGAUUAAACAAGUGUGCAGUUAUGUUUUAUGCAACAUGGUUUAUCUAUAUGAAACAAGUAUAAAAAACAUUGUUUUGUCAUUUGUGGUUAUGCUCUUUUCAUCAUCCUCUUCUUCUGUUAUCACUCCACCGGACGAGAAUUAUACUAGAGACAUUCUCCAACGCAAGGAAAUUCAAUUGAAGAUUAUUCUUUGUUUAUACUCUCAUUUACCUCGUGACUUUUUGCACAUACCUGUGACGUUGUUCACCUUCGUCCUUUUUAUUCUCCUUGGCUUUUUACGGGUACACGCCCAACGGAGGUAUCCUAAGAUUGCUCUUCACUCAUUGAAGCUCUUAACUGUGAUCACUUUGCUUACAAUACUUCUGCUAUUUUACACAAAACGUAAGAAAUUCAAAAAGUUGGAUUUUUUGAGUACCCCUGAAUCUGCUUGCAAGAGGACAUUUCCAUUAGAGCGUUCCAAAAAACUGUGA